GCCCCAGGGCUGCGCCUUUAACGCCGCCGCCCACCGCCACAUCCUGCCCGCCCAGAGCCCUCCUUCCGCCGGGACGAGCCGCGCCGAACCGCGCCGGGCCGUGCCGAGCCGGGCAGGGCCGGGCGGGGCGGUGGCAGCUUCCGUGCGGGGCGAGCGGGAGCGGAGGCAGAGGUAGCGCUGCCGGUGCCCAGCCAUGAUGCCCUUCGGGGGGAUCGCUGCCCGGCUGGAGCGGGACCGCCUGAGAGCCGAGGGGGUCGGCCAGCACCACAACGCCAUCAAGUACCUCAACCAGGACUAUGAGGCCCUCAAACAGGAGUGCAUCGAGAGCGGAACCCUCUUCAGGGACCCCCAGUUCCCAGCCGGCCCCUCCGCCCUCGGGUUCAAGGAGCUGGGGCCGCACUCCAGCAAGACGCGGGGGGUGGAGUGGAAGCGCCCCUCGGAAUUAGUGGGUGACCCUCAGUUCAUCGUUGGCGGUGCAACCCGGACGGAUAUCUGCCAGGGGGCUCUGGGUGACUGCUGGCUUCUGGCUGCCAUCGGCUCCCUCACGCUCAACGAGGAGCUCCUGCACCGCGUGGUGCCCCACGGGCAGAGCUUCCAGGAGGACUACGCCGGCAUCUUCCACUUCCAGAUCUGGCAGUUCGGCGAGUGGGUGGACGUGGUGGUGGAUGAUCAGCUGCCCACCAAGGAUGGGGAGCUCCUGUUCGUGCAUUCAGCGGAGUGCACCGAGUUCUGGAGUGCUCUGCUGGAGAAGGCCUAUGCCAAGCUGAACGGCUGCUACGAGGCACUUUCAGGAGGCAGCACCACCGAGGGCUUUGAGGACUUCACCGGCGGCGUGGCGGAGAUGUACGACCUCAAGCGGGCGCCACGCAACAUGGGCCACAUCAUCCGCAAGGCGCUGGAGAGGGGGUCCCUGCUGGGCUGCUCCAUCGACAUCACAAGCGCCUUUGAUAUGGAAGCGGUGACCUUCAAGAAGCUGGUGAAGGGCCAUGCCUAUUCCGUCACAGCCUUCAGAGAUGUGAACUACCGGGGUCAGCAGGAACAGCUCAUCCGCAUCAGGAACCCCUGGGGUCAGGUGGAGUGGACGGGAGCCUGGAGCGAUGGCUCCCCCGAGUGGGACAACAUCGACCCCAGCGACAGGGAAGAGCUUCAGCUGAAGAUGGAGGAUGGAGAGUUCUGGAUGUCUUUCCGGGACUUCAUGAGGGAGUUCUCCAGGCUGGAGAUCUGCAACCUCACACCAGACGCCCUCACCAAGGACGAGCUCAGCAGGUGGCACACGCAGGUGUUCGAGGGCACGUGGCGCCGGGGGAGCACUGCUGGGGGCUGCAGAAAUCACCCAGCCACGUUCUGGAUCAACCCCCAGUUUAAGAUCAAGCUGCUGGAAGAGGAUGAUGACCCUGGGGACGACGAGGUGGCCUGCAGCUUCUUGGUGGCCCUGAUGCAGAAGCACCGGCGGCGGGAGCGGCGAGUGGGGGGCGACAUGCACACCAUCGGCUUCGCUGUCUACGAGGUUCCCGAGGAGGCCCAGGGCAGCCAGAACGUGCACUUGAAGAAGGACUUCUUCCUGCGAAACCAGUCGCGGGCGCGCUCCGAGACCUUCAUCAACCUGCGGGAGGUGAGCAACCAGAUCCGUCUGCCCCCUGGCGAGUACAUCGUUGUGCCCUCCACCUUUGAGCCGCACAAGGAGGCCGACUUCGUCCUGCGGGUCUUCACCGAGAAGCAGUCGGACACGGCGGAGCUGGACGAGGAGAUCUCUGCAGAUCUGGCAGAUGAGGAGGAAAUAACCGAGGAUGACAUAGAGGAUGGCUUCAAGAACAUGUUUCAGCAGCUGGCAGGAGAGGACAUGGAAAUCAGCGUCUUCGAGCUCAGGACUAUUCUGAACAGAGUCAUCGCUAGACACAAAGACCUGAAGACAGACGGGUUCAGCCUGGACUCCUGCCGCAACAUGGUCAACCUGAUGGAUAAGGACGGCAGCGCCCGCCUGGGGCUGGUGGAGUUCCAGAUCCUCUGGAACAAGAUCCGGAGCUGGCUGACGAUCUUCCGCCAGCACGACCUGGAUAAGUCGGGCACCAUGAGCUCCUACGAGAUGCGCAUGGCACUGGAGUCAGCUGGUUUCAAGCUGAACAACAAGCUGCACCAGGUGGUGGUGGCCCGCUACGCAGACGCCGACAUGGGCGUGGACUUCGACAACUUCGUCUGCUGCCUGGUCAAGCUGGAGGCCAUGUUCAGGUUCUUCCGCAGCAUGGACCCCGAGGGCACGGGCACCGCCGUCAUGAACUUCGCCGAGUGGCUGCUGCUGACGAUGUGUGGCUAGGAGCCAGGACUGAUCCGCUGUGCCUAGGACACCCCGGCGGGCCAGGCCCCCUCCAAGUGCCUCCCUUCGGGUCCGGGGCCACAGGACAAUCUCCCUCCCCUCGCUCCGUCCCACGCCAAGCCACCAGCCCUGCCUCCCAGUGAGCCUCGCUCCACCCGCGCCCAUGGAGCAUUCGGCGUGGGGAAAGGCGGGCAGGGGACGCCCUUCUCCUCUUCUGGGCUGGGCUUGUUUUCCACCUCUCCCCUCCUCUCGUCCCACCCCAGAAGAGGAGGAGGGCAAGCAGGAGGGGGUGCCUGGAGGUCACCGCACCUAGCUUCGGAGGCGAGCGAGGGAGGGAGGGGGAAAGCUGGGGCCAGCUGCCCAGAAGGGAGAGGAGCUGUGGGGGUGAGAGGGAGGGCUUGUGUCGCCCGCUCUAGUGCUGUCCUAUCCCCUCUGGCACGCGUUACCUGACCCCUUGUGCAUGCCAGGGGGCAUCAGCAGGUGCUGCCUUGCUUGGGCAGGGGCAGCCAGGUCCUGGAAAACCAGGGCUGCCCUGCUGGGGAAGUCAGGCCGUGGGGAGGAGGAAGGUCUGCGCUCCCUGAAGCCCUUCCCUUGCACUCCUCCCUGCUAAGAACGACCAAAGCGUGGAGCCCUGGCUGGUCAGCUUCCUCCAGCCGAGGCUGCUUUCUGCGUGGCCUUCACCAUCUCCCUCCCACCUCCCCGCCCUCCGCCCCGCUUUGCCCCAUCACGUAAGCCCUGAAUUUCUGGGGGCUCCCCCUCCACGUAGCACGGCACGUGGGGCUCCUCUCCUCCCACGUGGGCACAGCCACGCAGCACAGCCAUGCCCCCACCCCAGCCUUUCCCCCAGGGCUGCCCUGGCCUCUCCCCCUGCUGCUGGGGAUGGUGGGGUUGGGCUCCUGCCCCCCAGCAGGGCCGGGGAGGGAACACAAGGGGGGGUGGUGGUGGUGGUGGUGGUUCGGGGCGUUUCUCCAGCACACAGUUGUUGGUUUUCCCCCUUCUUCUCCCUCAUCCUCUCACCCUCCCCUCCCCUCUUCCCCUGGGUUCCUCCACCGAGCACACAGAUCACCUAGAUGGCUCCAGUGCCACUAUAUUUGCACUUCUCCGUCCUCGUCUUCUCCUGUGUGGGAAGGGGGUGGCUCCAGCAUGGCGGUGGGCGAGGGCCCAUCCGAGGCAGGCAGGCCAGUCGGCUGCCCCCCGACCCGGCGGCCCCGGAGGACGAGCUUGCAGCAAUAACCACUGCUGCCGCCCGGCAGCUCCGCUUCCUCGCCCCGCUGACCCUGCUCCGGGUAAUAAAACGAGCUCCGUUGGA
Molecule: messenger RNA, 3620 nt
Organism: Cygnus olor (mute swan)
Lineage: Eukaryota; Metazoa; Chordata; Aves; Anseriformes; Anatidae
Gene: CAPN11
Product: calpain 11
Exons: 22
Coding region: 194-2311 (705 amino acids)
Biological process (GO): proteolysis
Cellular component (GO): cytoplasm
Molecular function (GO): calcium ion binding; calcium-dependent cysteine-type endopeptidase activity
Source: RefSeq, a predicted model, not a curated record